CGUGAACUUACAUUUGACAUGGAAAGAUACGACUUUGCCAGAAUUUAGCUUUAUAACGUGCUACUUAGCUAGCCACCUGGAGAUUUACACAGAUGAUGUCAGUCUAAAAGCAGCUUUAAUCGUCAAAACACAACCUGCUGUUGUAUCCUCCCAUAGAGUGAACACAGGGAGGCUGAUAUUCAUCCCUCCAGUUCCCAGGGAUCCCUCAGCCUGCCCUGAUGAAGGCCGAGCAAGACGGAGACCUCCUGGAAGAGGACUCCCCUCAGGAGAAUGGAGUCGAGACAAACCAGUACAGCUCCAUUUCUCCUCCUUCCUCACCAGUAGCCCAGGAGGAACCCUUCUCCACAUACUUUGAGGACAAAGUGGCCAUUCCUGGCAAUGUCAGCCAGCUGUUCAGCUUCCGUAAACUCUGGGCCUUCACUGGACCGGGGUUUUUGAUGAGCAUCGCGUACUUGGAUCCAGGGAACAUAGAGUCUGACCUGCAGUCUGGAGCUAAAGCUGACUUUAAGCUCCUGUGGAUUCUCCUUGGAGCCACCAUCAUUGGGCUGCUGUUGCAGAGGUUAGCUGCGCGCCUCGGGGUCGUCACUGGGAUGCACCUGGCUGAAGUCUGCAACCGCCAAUAUCCCACAGUUCCUCGGGUCAUCCUUUGGAUGAUGGUGGAGUUGGCGAUUAUUGGCUCAGACAUGCAGGAGGUCAUUGGCUGUGCCAUCGCUCUUAACCUUCUUUCAGUGAGGAGAAUACCACUGUGGGCCGGAGUCCUCAUCACCAUCACAGACACAUUUGUGUUCCUUUUUCUAGACAAAUAUGGCUUGAGGAAACUGGAAGCUUUCUUUGGCUUCCUCAUCACCGUAAUGGCUCUGAGCUUUGGUUAUGAGUAUGUGGUGGCUAGCCCAAACCAAACAGAGCUUCUGAAGGGGAUGUUCAUACCUUACUGUGCUGGCUGCGGGACUGUGCAGCUGGAGCAGGCAGUGGGAAUCGUAGGCGCCGUCAUCAUGCCCCACAACAUCUACCUGCACUCAGCACUGGUCAAGUCCCGGGAUAUUGAUCGUAAAAAUAAGAAUGAAGUAAAGGAAGCCAACAAGUACUACUUCAUCGAGUCAACCAUCGCUCUCUUCAUCUCCUUCCUGAUCAACGUCUUUGUCGUAGCCGUCUUUGCCCAGGCCUUCUAUGGCAAAACCAAUAAUGACAUUAUUCUAAAGUGCAAUGAAACUGGCACCCUGCCCGGAGGUCUCUUCCCUCAUAACAACGAGACACUGGAGGUGGACAUCUACAAAGGGGGAAUUGUCCUGGGCUGUAUCUUCGGACCCGCCGCCCUCUACAUCUGGGCGAUAGGGAUCCUGGCAGCUGGACAGAGCUCCACCAUGACAGGCACUUACUCUGGGCAGUUUGUCAUGGAGGGAUUCCUGAACCUGCGGUGGUCCCGUUUUGCGCGGGUGCUGCUGACCCGUUCCAUCGCCAUCACUCCUACACUGCUGGUCGCCAUUUUUCAGGAUGUUGAGCAUCUGACUGGGAUGAACGACUUCCUGAACGUUCUUCAAAGCAUGCAGCUUCCAUUUGCUUUGAUCCCAAUUCUGACCUUCACCAGUCUGACAUCCAUUAUGAACGACUUUGCAAACGGAAUGGUGUGGAAGAUUUCCGGAGGCAUCGUCAUCCUGGUGGUUUGUGCAAUCAACAUGUACUUUGUCGUGGUUUACGUCACGGCGCUGCAAAGUGUGCUGCUCUAUGUUCUCGCUGCUCUGCUCUCCUUUGCCUAUCUGUGCUUUGUGGGCUACCUGGCCUGGCACUGUUUGGUUGCCCUGGGGGUUUCCUGCCUGGACUUUGGCAGCAGGAUGCAACUGUCCCGGCACACUGACAUCUACCUACUGACUGACAUGGAUACUGACACUGGUUGAGAGAUGAGUGGAUGCAAUUUGAGCAGAUGUUGAUCUGAUGACCCGACAGUAGCGAGGGACCACUUAGACUCGGCCAGUAUGUGCUCGUCUUCACCGCUCUGUGCCUAGCACAUCUUUAAAGUGUCCUUAAAGUACACACAGUGUGGUACACCCAGUAAUGUGUAAUCCAGUUGAGGAUGUUUUGCGUUGUAAAUGUCUCAUCAAUCUCAGCAAAAUAAUGAGUAUGCAAAUAAUGGUUUAAUAUGUCGGAAAGAUGUAUGUUACUGUAACAAAGCAAACUGCAUCAAGUUUCAAAAUAACAAAAGAUUGAAGUCCAACUUAACAUAUUUUGCCAACUAAACACUAUUGUGAGGAAAAUGCUUUCCAACCCAAUUAAAUUCAGAGAGCUUAAGAGACCGAGACAGCUGUUUUCAUAGGAUGCUGCACUAAGCGUGCCACGGACCUCAAAUAUUUACAGCAGUCUCCAAAUUUCAUUCAGGCUUUUUGGUUUAGCUGAAAGAACAUUACACUAUUAUUAUGACUAUUUAUAAAUUUGCCAUGGUUAUACAGCCCCACAUAGUGAGAAAAGGUUCUGAAAAGUCUGAUAUCAAGUUGACAUGAUUUAUUCAUAAUACCAAACACCAAAGCGGCUUCAAGAUGUUAUUUUCUAGGAACUGAAUUGCUGCCCUUUUUUAAAAUAAAAUAAUUCAUCAAGAUGUUAAUAUUAAACAAAUUAAUUGUUUAAAUUAAUAUAUUGAAUAUCUAUAUAACCCUUGACAAAUAUACAAGGUAUUUAUGUUUGUUUAUUCACACUUUUUCCUUUGUUUUAUUUUAUAUGAGAGUGACAGUUUAAUGUCAUUUUAUGCACUGCUAUGCAUCUAUUUUAGGUGCUUGGAAUUCUGUUUCUUGGAAAUAAAGUCUAUAUAUCAUUUGUAUGUUAAAUUCCAACACAUAUUUCCAAUUAUCUUUUUGUUAUAAAUGUAAAGUUAAUGAGUGAUCAUUGCAUUGCUAAAUGCAGCACUUGAAAUUUGAUCCCUAAAGAGCUUUUUUGUCUCCUGUUGAUGGAUGUUCCAGACAUCUUAUUUAUCAGAAACACAGGUGCAUCACACAUACAGUUAUAUAUUUAUAUGAAUAUACAAUUUGGUAUCUAUUAUUUCUACUCAAACCCUCUUCUAAAUCUGUUUUUCAGUUAAGCUUAAGUCAGUUUGUUUAAGAUGUUUGUAUUCAUGUGUAGUUUUUAAAAACAUUUUGAUAAAUGCUUCUUUGGCCUGUCCUGUAUGAUGUAUUAUUGUUUGUUUACUUUAAAACGUUAAAGUGUUUGCCUGGCUUCAGAUUUUGGGGGAUUAUGUAAUGAAGAUUUGUUUUACUGAGUCAAACUUGGGCAGGGGUGUGAUGUGUUCUAAAGGUUAUUAUGUUACAGAACAAGAUUACAUUGAAAUUAAUAUGGAAGAACAAGAUACAAAUUGGCUCUGUGGUGCAAAAGAGAGAGGUACACAGAUUUAGUCGUUUGAAUGAGUUAAACAGAAAAAUUCAUUGUGUCUCAGGGCUUCUCGUGUCCUGCCACAAAUUUGAGUACUUGAAGUUUGAUGGGGAGACAAGUGUAAGCAACAGUGUGCUUAUUCUUGUGCUCUUCACUUACUUGACACCUUUCAUAAGCAGAAUUCUAUUCUAAAAACUCUUUAGAGGUUAGUUGUUUCUGCUGGUUUGGGCUGAUUUAUACACCAAACCUUUGACCAAAUACUAAUCUGAACUUGAGUUACUGUGGAGACGACCAGUGUGCCUCCUGAAUUCACCACUAUGCCUCAUUUCUACAAUCUAUUACACACUUUUCUGUCAAAUUUGUUUUUUUAUAAACCAAUACAAAUCAUUAUUAUAACAACAACACAACAACUAUAUUAUAUUCAGUAACUCAAUAGCAUCUUUAUAAAAAUAUGUGUAGUGGAGUUGAGGUGUAGAGAGGCUGACAUUUUCCAGAUAUUGUUUUUUGCAUUUUUCAUCAUACUUUUUGAUAGACUAAAAUUUUUGUUAGGAAAUGUAUAUUUUUUCCACUGCAAGAUCUAUAAAAUCCUUAUGUGACAAUUUCCAUAAGUUCAUGACAUGUCAUGCCAAAACAAUUACCAAAUAUUUGUGAAAAAAUGUGUUGGUUGUUUUUGAAGAUUCUUCUUCGGGUUUUUUUAAUUGAUGAGCUCACAGCAGAGGUUUUGGUAUCAUGCUAAUGCUUAACAGUUUGCAAAUUAAUUGGAAAUGUGUCACUGCAGGCCACUUGCAUUUGGUUUAAGAAGUCAGGCAUACAGACCUUCGGCCUGUCUGAUAAACUUAUCUUCUGAUAAAAUGUAUUACAAACUUGGCUACAAUUGUAAGUAGUGUAAAUGGUCUGAAUAUGGGAACACUAGUUGGGAUUGUCAGCGACCAUUUUCUGGUUCCGUAGUCAGACAGGAAAUUGGUACUGUGAGAAUUCAGGCUUUACUCAAUGAUUUUUCUGAUAGGGUUCUUCUUUUGUCACCAUAUCUGUUUCAUUUUUUUAAUGUCUUGUUGAAUAAAAAAUAACAAAAACCUAAGAAA
This is a messenger RNA of Eleginops maclovinus (Patagonian blennie), 4433 nucleotides long. Its product is annotated as natural resistance-associated macrophage protein 2-like. Gene Ontology annotation, molecular function: manganese ion transmembrane transporter activity; iron ion transmembrane transporter activity; cadmium ion transmembrane transporter activity. The transcript is spliced from 17 exons. Bases 219 to 1892 code for a protein of 557 amino acids. NCBI's taxonomy places the organism in Eukaryota, Metazoa, Chordata, Actinopteri, Perciformes, Eleginopidae. Gene Ontology annotation, cellular component: plasma membrane. Gene Ontology annotation, biological process: metal ion transport. The record is from RefSeq and is a predicted model, not a curated record.